AUGAACGGCGUAUGGUCUUCUGUCAAAAAUGCGCUUCCUUGGCCGAGGACGAGGAACAAUGAUCAGCAGUAUCCACUGCUGAAUGUAGUGGCAUAUGAGGAUGUAGAGAGUUCCAGGAGGAGUCAAGGUAUCAGACGAAAGCCUCUGUCCCCAAGCUAUGCUCCUCUCAGUACAGCGACUUCUAGAGAAGGGCUUCUCCCCACAUCACCAGACCAAAGCACCUUUCAGAACCCCGCGCUUCGCAAGGGCAAGUCCAAAAGACCUCAAUGGCGCCGAGCACUUCUAGCGGCCACGACUCUAGCAGCAGUUGUUCUAGCCAUGAACGUAACAUGGCUCAUUGUAGUCAUGACAAGAUACAACGUCAAAUUUGGCUUGGCAAAUUUAUAUGAAGGAAGUUGCAACACAACAACAAAGAUCAAUUUAUUUCUGCAUAUCCUUAUCAACGUCCUGAGCACUGCCUUGAUGGGAGCGAGCAAUUAUGCCAUGCAGUGUUUGAAUUCUCCUACUAGGGAGGAAGUUGAUAAAGCGCAUCAAAGGGGGAAAUGGCUCUCCGUGGGACUUACUAAUAUGAAGAAUUUGGCAUAUAUUCCCAGGAGGAGGGUGGUGCUGUUUGUGGUGCUAUUUUUGAGUACUUGGCCUUUACAUUUCGUAUGGAACAGUAUCAUAUUCUCAACACGCCAAACGAACAUGUAUUCCAUGCUAAUCAUCACCCCCGACUUCCUCUCCUCUGACGCAUUCGACAAUAACACCCAAAAUAUCCAGCAGAGCGGGGGAUAUAUAGAUUUCUAUGGCUUCGAUUUCUCCAACUUCGACGGCACUCGGGAAAACAUGACUUACAAUGAGCGGUGGGAAACCAGCUUUGAAAAUGGCAAGUAUACAGGAGGAGGAGUAGGCGGCGAAUUCAACAGCUCAACCUUCCUCCCUUUCGCAUCUGAUCUCUAUCAAGCAUCCAAAAACUCAACAAUGAAACGACUUGAAGCCGCAGACUGCAUGCGAGAAUACAGCGCCACCUUCCUUUCGGGACAACGCAACCUCUUCAUCGUCGUCAAAAGCCCCGUCUCUUUCCCACCCAAUCAGACGCUGGAUAACGGCUCUAUGUUGGCAGUACUCGAUAGCAGGAAUUGGAACAUGGAUCUCACCACUGAUGGAGGUCUGCACUGGAAUCCUUCCGCGUGGAUGUGCUCCAACAUCCAUGAUCCGGCAGCCAUCCUCCUCGUCGAGGGGCAAAAGAACGAUCAAGGUAUUUUCGAACAAAGUGGCAGUCUGGACCUCACCUGCGAUACCAGCAAAGCAUUGAGCAACAUGAAUCAAUACAAUAAUUGGACGAUAGCAUCGCAGAAUCAGAACCAGACUUACGAGGUCGAUUACUGUCUUUCAGAGACGGUGCCGGAGAUGUGUCAGGUGCAGUUCUCGAUAGUUCUCAUGAUUAUUGUAAUUGUUUGCAAUGUUUGUAAAUUUGUUUGCAUGGUUUGGACUCAGUGGGCGUUCACGGAUCCGCCGUUGGUGGUGUUGGGCGAUGCCAUUGCUUCGUUUCUGAGUAAUCGAGAUGUUACUUCGGAAGGUAUCUGUUUGACAGUAGGCCCCAAUGCGGAGUUAGUUGAACCUGGGGGUGGGACUGAGAUUCAGCGAGCGAAGAAACGGAAUUGGACUGGAAAACCGAAGAUGUGGAGUGAUUCUUGUAGGUUUUGUCUCAAACCAAACCUCGAAUCGAGAGAUGGAGCUGACAAGUUCCGUAGGGUGCUUACUGCAAUCGGCUUUGGGAUUGGUAUGCUGUACAAAGGAUCGACGGACCUUGGUCUCGAAAGCUUCAGCUCCCUAUCAUUUGGAUCCAUCAGCCCAUCUGCAUUACUCUUCCUUUACGGAGAUACAGAAGACCCAACCUCGCAAUCCGGAUGGCUUCUUCUUCGAAUGGUCAUGAUCGCUAACUCACCUCAAAUAUACUUCUCCCUUCUAUACUUCCUCUACAAUCGCUCAUACACCGCCAUGCUGUCAAUGGCAGAAUGGACAAGAUUUGCCCUCGAUCGAAAGAGCUUGCGAGUUAGCAACCCAGUCGGCAUCCAGAGAUCCACAUACUGGCUUCAACUCCCUUACCUUUACUCUAUCCCACUCCUCGUCGGCAGUGGUCUGGUCCACUGGAUCCUCUCAGAAUGCCUCUUCUUAGUCCGAAUCUCCUUCUUCGACCGAACAGGCCAACCCACGUUCCCAACCGGCGUGACUGAGAUGUUCGAACCUAGCAGCAACACGCUUACCGUCCCAGGUUACUCGCCCAAAGCUAUCCUCGCUGCAAUCAUCGUGACUGCUGUCAUGUUCGCGGUGUUGGUCUGGAACGAGUUCAGAGCGUAUAAAUCUGCGAUCCCAUUAGUGGUUAAUAGCAGUUUUGCUAUUAGUGCUGCUUGUCAUCCGCCGCAUGAAGAUGAGGAUGCCGCGUUCAAGAAGGUGAUGUGGGGCGCGAUAAGUCACCCUGAAGGAGCGUUGCCGGGGCAUUGUUGUAUUACUAGUUUUGAGGUUGAGGAGCCGAGGGUAGGAGAGCAUUAUGAGUAG
Molecule: messenger RNA, 2541 nt
Organism: Mollisia scopiformis
Lineage: Eukaryota; Fungi; Ascomycota; Leotiomycetes; Helotiales; Mollisiaceae
Exons: 4
Coding region: 1-2541 (846 amino acids)
Source: RefSeq, a predicted model, not a curated record